AUGAUGGGUAGAAGGAAUAACACAAAUGUGGCUGACUUCAUCCUUACAGGACCGUCAGAUUCUGAAGAGGUCCAGAUGGCCCUCUUUAUGCUAUUUCUCCUGAUAUACCUAAUUACUAUGCUGGGGAAUGUGGGGAUGAUAUUGACAAUCCACCUGGACCUCCAGCUUCACACUCCCAUGUAUUUUUUCCUUACUCACCUGUCAUUUAUUGACCUCAGUUACUCAACUGUCAUCACACCUAAAACCUUAGCGAACUUACUGACUUCCAACUAUAUUUCCUUCAUGGGCUGCUUUGCCCAGAUGUUCUUUUUUGUCUUCUUGGGUACUGCUGAAUGUUAUCUUCUCUCCUCAAUGGCCUAUGAUCGCUAUGUAGCUAUCUGCAGUCCUCUACACUACACAGUUAUUAUGUCCAAAAGGCUCUGCCUCGCUCUCGUCACUGGGCCUUAUGUGAUUGGCUUUAUAGACUCCUUUGUCAACGUGGUUUCCAUGAGCAGAUUGCAUUUCUGCGACUCAAACAUAAUUCAUCACUUUUUCUGUGACACGUCCCCAAUUUUAGCUCUGUCCUGCAGUGACACAUACAAAACUGAAAUCCUGAUAUUCAUUAUCGCUGGUUCCACCCUGAUGGUGUCCCUUAUCACAAUAUCUGCAUCCUAUGUGUCCAUUCUCUCUACCAUCCUGAAAAUUAAUUCAACUUCAGGAAAGCAGAAAGCUUUCUCUACUUGCGUCUCUCAUCUCUUGGGAGUCACCAUCUUCUAUGGAACUAUGAUUUUUACUUAUUUAAAACCAAGAAAGUCUUAUUCCUUGGGAAGGGAUCAAGUGGCUUCUGUGUUUUAUACUAUUGUGAUUCCCAUGCUGAAUCCACUCAUUUAUAGUCUUAGAAACAAAGAAGUGAAAAGUGCUCUCAUCAGAGUCAUGCAGAGAAGACAGGACUCCAGGUAA
Molecule: messenger RNA, 939 nt
Organism: Symphalangus syndactylus (siamang)
Lineage: Eukaryota; Metazoa; Chordata; Mammalia; Primates; Hylobatidae
Product: olfactory receptor 8H3
Biological process (GO): G protein-coupled receptor signaling pathway
Cellular component (GO): membrane
Molecular function (GO): G protein-coupled receptor activity; olfactory receptor activity
Source: RefSeq, a predicted model, not a curated record